Molecule: messenger RNA, 190 nt
Organism: Gregarina niphandrodes
Lineage: Eukaryota; Apicomplexa; Conoidasida; Eugregarinorida; Gregarinidae
Exons: 2
Source: RefSeq, a predicted model, not a curated record
GCGGUUAACCAGUUACCUCCACUAAGGGCUCCGCGUAAUCCACCACUCGCCGAAGGUAGUAGCGCUCUACCAGGGGAGUCGCCACCGCCGGCGCCACAAAGAGAGUCGGUGCCGUCGGCCCAACUGGAGGCGCUUGGCCGACCGCAGGGGCCGCCGCCACCAAGAGAGUUGGUGCAGGAGGCGUCCCGCC